AUGGAUUUAGACACAGACGUACCAAUGGAGGACGUUGAAGAGCAACAGCAAUACAACAGCAACAACAGCAACAGCAACAGCAACGACACCACUAUCAAAUUAAACAAAACUACCAUUAAAGAAAAUGCCCAUUCAGACAACAACAAGGAAACAGCACCAUCUCUAGACGCGCUGUCGAUUAACCAAUUAGACGCAUGGAUCGAGAAGUUGUCCAAAUGUGAACCACUUUCAGAAGCAGAUGUGAAAAAGUUGUGUAACAUGGCUAUCGAUGUUUUGCUACGCGAGGAAAAUGUCCAGCCUGUCCAUGUACCCGUGACGAUCUGUGGUGAUGUUCAUGGUCAAUUCCACGAUUUGAUGGAGUUGUUCAAGAUUGGUGGACCUUGUCCCGACACCAAUUACUUGUUUAUGGGUGAUUACGUCGAUCGUGGUUACUACUCUGUUGAAACUGUGUCAUACUUGGUUUGCAUGAAGGUGAGGUUCCCCAAUAGGAUCACCAUUCUAAGAGGAAACCACGAGUCGAGGCAAAUCACCCAAGUUUAUGGAUUUUAUGAUGAAUGUUUACGAAAAUACGGUUCUGCAACCGUUUGGAAGGUGUUUACUGACUUGUUUGACUACUUCCCAAUCACGGCGUUGGUUGACAACAAGGUUUUCUGUUUGCACGGUGGAUUGUCACCAAUGAUUGAAACCAUCGAUCAGGUUAGAGAGUUGAAUAGGAUCCAAGAAGUGCCACAUGAGGGGCCCAUGUGCGAUUUGUUAUGGUCCGAUCCAGAUGAUAGAGGCGGCUGGGGUAUAAGUCCUAGAGGUGCUGGAUUCACUUUUGGUCAAGAUAUCUCUGAGCAGUUUAAUCACACCAAUGAUUUGAGUUUGAUUGCAAGAGCACAUCAGUUGGUCAUGGAAGGGUUCAGUUGGAGUCACCAGGAGAAUGUUGUUACCAUCUUCUCUGCACCAAACUAUUGCUACAGAUGUGGUAAUCAAGCUGCGAUAAUGGAAGUUGACGAACAACACAACAGACAGUUUUUGCAAUACGAUCCAUCGAUUAGACCCGGAGAGCCAACAGUCACAAGAAAAACUCCCGAUUAUUUCUUAUAA
Molecule: messenger RNA, 1089 nt
Organism: Lodderomyces theae
Lineage: Eukaryota; Fungi; Ascomycota; Pichiomycetes; Serinales; Debaryomycetaceae
Gene: PPH21
Product: phosphoprotein phosphatase 2A catalytic subunit
Exons: 1
Coding region: 1-1089 (362 amino acids)
Biological process (GO): mitotic cell cycle; peptidyl-serine dephosphorylation
Cellular component (GO): cytosol
Molecular function (GO): protein serine/threonine phosphatase activity
Source: RefSeq, a predicted model, not a curated record